This is a messenger RNA of Sipha flava (yellow sugarcane aphid), 884 nucleotides long. RefSeq names its product phospholipid phosphatase 6. The record is from RefSeq and is a predicted model, not a curated record. NCBI's taxonomy places the organism in Eukaryota, Metazoa, Arthropoda, Insecta, Hemiptera, Aphididae. Gene Ontology annotation, molecular function: sphingosine-1-phosphate phosphatase activity. Bases 192 to 830 code for a protein of 212 amino acids. The transcript has 3 exons.
AGAUUGACAAGCACGGUUUAAGUCGAUAAUUAAAAAAACGUCACAAGUGCGACCGUGUUCGGUAGCUAUAUUUAUACAUCAAAUCGUCAGGGAAUUAGUUGGUCUGGAAGCAGACGAGUGGCACGGCUGUUACAAAACUUUGAGUAAUUUCUAUUCAUAUUUUUAAACUUUAAACUCAAGCAGCUACUAAAAUGAAUCAAAAAAGAAACGUUCCGUCACCGAUUAAAAGCAUAUUGGAUGUCGACGCAAAACUGACAUCAGUUUUAUGUAACACCGUCUCCAAGUUUUUGCCGUCUAACAAAUUUUUUACUUAUUAUAGAGGAUUAGAGUAUUCAUGCCAUGGAAUCGUAUGGAUUGCUUGUUGGUUGGCAUUCAUUUGGUUUGUAUGGUCACGGCCCUUGUUUCAAAUGCAAGUUAACUUCCUUGUUGGAUUAUUUAUUGAUAUUAUUGUGGUUGCUAUAAUAAAAGCAUUUGUCCGUCGUCGUCGACCAGUGGGUAACAGGAAUGAUCAAUGGGUUUCAAUUGGUCCAGAUGCUUACUCAUUUCCUUCAGGACAUGUGUCACGUGCAAUUUUCAUCACAUUUUAUUUUUCUAAAUUAUAUCCAUUAGAUAACUUAAUAGUUCUAUUUUUAAGUAUUUGGGCAAUAGCUGUAUCUUCUAGUCGGAUAUUAUUAAGACGUCAUUAUUUGUUAGAUGUAAUUGCUGGAGUUAUAUUAGGAUAUUUGGUAUGUGUAGGAUUAUCUAUGAUUUGGUUGGAUCAAAGUACAGCCGAGUAUAUUGUUUCUUAUGUAUCAGAUGAUAAACUAGAUGGUGGAGAAUAUCAUGUAUGAAUUUUAUUUUUUAUAUAAUACAAUAAUAUGCAAUAAACAAUUUAUAAUUAUUAA